Guillardia theta CCMP2712 is the source of this 618-nucleotide messenger RNA. RefSeq lists its product as hypothetical. The record is from RefSeq and is a predicted model, not a curated record. The transcript has 6 exons. Bases 1 to 618 code for a protein of 205 amino acids. Gene Ontology annotation, molecular function: phosphatase activity. NCBI's taxonomy places the organism in Eukaryota, Cryptophyceae, Pyrenomonadales, Geminigeraceae.
AUGCUGGUACGGCAUGGAGAGUCCGAGGGGAACAGCGACGACAGCGUCUACACCCGCGUGUCAGACUGGCGCAUCAGCCUGACGCAACGAGGACGACAACAGGCGCGAGCUGCUGGGCACAAGCUCAAGGAGCUGGCGGGAGCAUCGGAUGUUUUCUUCUACUACAGCCCCUACUAUCGCACUGUCCAGACCUGCGAGGAGAUUCUGCAAGCGUUCAACCCUGAGCAAGUGCGAGGGAUGCGGGAGGAGCCGAGGAUGGCGGAGCAGCAGUUCGGGAACCUACAGAACCUGACGUCCAUCAAGAAGAGCAAGGACGAGAGGCACAAGUACGGGAGGUUCUUCUACAGGUUUCCGGAUGGCGAGGCGGGUCUAGACGUCUACACGCGAGUGACUAGCUUCAUUGACACGCUGCGACGAGACCACACCGAAGAAGAUUGCACAGUUAUCAUCGUCACACACGGUCUCGCCCUGAGGCUCUUCUUGAUGGCUUGGUUCCAGUGGACGGUCGAGGAAUUCGAGAUGACGCAGAACCCCAACAACUGCGGAAUCGGCUUGACGCCUGACAAAGACGCGCUGGACUGGCCGGAUGAAGUAUUGGAUCACAACAAGCGGAGAUAG